Pelobates fuscus (common spadefoot toad) is the source of this 1023-nucleotide messenger RNA. RefSeq names its product inactive hydroxysteroid dehydrogenase-like protein 1. Lineage: Eukaryota; Metazoa; Chordata; Amphibia; Anura; Pelobatidae. Bases 1 to 1023 code for a protein of 340 amino acids. The record is from RefSeq and is a predicted model, not a curated record. Gene Ontology annotation, cellular component: mitochondrion. The transcript is spliced from 5 exons.
AUGGAGCUUAUGACUGUUGUAAAGAGGACCUUAUCACAGCUGCAUGAGGAGAAUUUACAGGCUUACCAUAACCACUUCCACUUGGGACUUCUAGCUGUAGUGGGAGCCUUGUACACUGCUCAUAAAGCCUUUUAUGUGCUAUGCCGCUGUUACCAUGCAAUCAAAUUUCACAUCAGCAUUCGUAUGUUCAGUAAAACUUUCCUGGCCAGACAAUACGGCGGGUGGGCUGUUGUUACUGGGGCCACGGAUGGUAUUGGGAAAGCAUAUGCGGCAGAGUUGGCCAGCUUUGGCAUAAAUAUCAUCCUGAUCAGCCGCAAUAGAGAGAAAUUACAAAUGGUGUCUGAGUCCAUUGCUACAACCUAUGGAGUUAAAACCAGCUUCAUAGAGGCCGAUUUCAACAAGGGCCGGGAAGUGUUUCCUGCCAUUAAGGAAGCUUUGAAAGAUGUUGAUGUUGGCAUCUUAGUGAACAACGCUGGGGUGUGCUAUGAGUACCCCCAGUAUGUAACUGAUGUUCAGGAGGAUAAAAUUUGGGAGAUCAUUAAUGUCAAUAUUGCUGCAACCACUAUGAUGCUGCACAUAGUUCUGCCGGGUAUGGUACAGCGAAAGAAAGGAGCAAUUAUCAAUGUGUCCUCCGCAACCGCCUGCUUAAUAUGCCCUCAAUUUACUAUAUAUGCUGCUUCCAAGUUUCAGCCAGAAUUUAAGCAGCCGUACCUGGGACAGCUGUUUGAAAUUAAACCAACAACUUACCUGGACAAUUUAACUGAAGCUUUAUACCACGAAUACUCUACCAAGGGAAUUUUUAUACAGAGCCUGAUCCCAUGUGUUGUGGUUACGAACAUGACAAGUCCAAUGUGUACAUUUUUUAAGAGAAAGUCGAUACUGGUUACUCUGGCUAAAGACUAUGCCUAUCAAGCCGUAAGGACCAUAGGACUAUGCCGAAGGACAACCGGAUAUUAUUCUCACUCCCUCCAGGUGCAGAUGGUUGGACGUGAUGCUAUUGGUCGUGAAUUCGUUUGGAUGUAA